AAAUUUUUCUUUCUUUCCCAGCCACGACUAGCAAGGGUCGACAGCAUGAGUUCUUUAAAGCUCCAAAAGAGGCUUGCAGCCUCCGUCUUGCGUUGCGGCAAGAAAAAAGUUUGGUUGGAUCCCAAUGAAAUCAACGAAAUCGCCAACACAAACUCGCGUCAAAACAUACGCAAACUGAUCAAGGAUGGUUUGAUCAUCAAGAAGCCGGUUGUGGUGCAUUCCCGCUAUCGUGUGCGCAAGAAUACCGAGGCCCGUCGCAAGGGUCGCCACUGUGGCUUUGGCAAGCGCAAGGGUACAGCCAAUGCCCGCAUGCCCACCAAACUGGUGUGGAUGCAACGGCAGCGUGUCCUGCGUCGCCUGCUGAAGAAGUACAGGGAUAGCAAGAAGAUCGAUAGGCAUUUGUAUCAUGAUCUGUACAUGAAGUGCAAGGGUAAUGUGUUCAAGAACAAGCGCGUCCUCAUGGAGUACAUCCACAAGAAGAAGGCCGAGAAGCAGCGCAGCAAGAUGCUCGCCGAUCAGGCCGAGGCCAGGCGCCAGAAGGUGCGUGAGGCGAGGAAGCGUCGCGAGGAGCGCAUCGCCACCAAGAAACAGGAGCUCAUCGCACUGCAUGCCAGGGAGGAUGAGAUCGCAGCCAACGCGGCGGCGACGGCGGCCCAUUAACUGAACUUUUACUUGCUAGACAAGGCAAUAAUAAUUGUAAUUGUUUUUCAACUGAAAUAAUAAAAAUUGUCAUUUUAGUUUGGCCGAAAUGAUUUUGUACAAACGUGGAAA
Messenger RNA from Drosophila grimshawi, 771 nucleotides. It is a transcript of the gene RpL19, whose product is annotated as 60S ribosomal protein L19. Gene Ontology annotation, biological process: translation. The record is from RefSeq and is a predicted model, not a curated record. The coding region runs from base 46 to 660 and encodes 204 amino acids. Gene Ontology annotation, cellular component: ribosome; cytosolic large ribosomal subunit. The transcript is spliced from 3 exons. Gene Ontology annotation, molecular function: structural constituent of ribosome; RNA binding. NCBI's taxonomy places the organism in Eukaryota, Metazoa, Arthropoda, Insecta, Diptera, Drosophilidae.